AUGAUGAACAUUUACUCCAAAUUCCAUUUACAAUGGGUCAAGAUUUUUCUUAACUACAAAAGCCUUAUUGAUGGAGGGGCGCUCUCAAGACAUAAUAUAUAGAUAACAAAUAUUGCUUGGAGUUGUUUGAGAAUAAGCUCCAGAAAUUUUCAUCGCAGAAAUACUAAAAAAAUGGAUCUUAGGAGUAAUAAGUUUUACCAGCUCUUUGAUCACCUAAUAAAUAAGUGAUGCAAACCUAGAGUAACAAAAAUAGAAGGGAAAUUUUAUAGAGCUCCAAAUAUUAACAAGUUUUAGUUAGGAAAGCGCCUCCUAAAUAUAAAUUAGGGGAUUAAAACAGUGAUAAAAGCAAUUAUACAAUUUUAAGAGCAUGAAAAGGGCCAAACAUAUCCCCGCUAUUAAUAUGAACUGCCCUCAUUUUAUAAAAAAUUAAUAAAUUCAGUCUGUUUCUCUCCUGAUGGAAAUACAUUAGCUUCUGGUAGUGAUGAUAAGUCUAUCCGUCUAUGGGAUGUCAAAACAGGAUAAUAAAAAGCCAAAUUAGAUGGUCAUAGUGAUGAAGUUAUGUCAGUCUGUUUCUCUCCUGAUGGAAAUACAUUAGCUUCUGGUAGUUAUCAAGAAAUUCGUCUAUGGGAUGUCAAAACAGGAUAAUAAAAAGCCAAAUUAGAUGGUCAUACUAGUUAUGUCUAGUCAGUCUGUUUCUCUCCUGAUGGAAAUACAUUAGCUUCUGGUAGUGAUGAUAAGUCUAUCCGUCUAUGGGAUGUCAAAACAGGAUAAUAAAAAGCCAAAUUAGAUGGUCAUACUCAUAAUGUCUACUCAGUCUGUUUCUCUCCUGAUGGAAAUACAUUAGCUUCUGGUAGUGAUGAUAAGUCUAUCCGUCUAUGGGAUGUCAAAACAGGAUAAUAAAAAGCCAAAUUAGAUGGUCAUACUCAUAAUGUCUACUCAGUCUGUUUCUCUCCUGAUGGAAAUACAUUAGCUUCUGGUAGUGAUGAUAAGUCUAUCCGUCUAUGGGAUGUCAAAACAGGAUAAUAAAAAGCCAAAUUAGAUGGUCAUACUCAUAAUGUCUACUCAGUCUGUUUCUCUCCUGAUGGAAAUACAUUAGCUUCUGGUAGUGAUGAUAAGUCUAUCCGUCUAUGGGAUGUCAAAACAGGAUAAUAAAAAGCCAAAUUAGAUGGUCAUACUCAUAAUGUCUACUCAGUCUGUUUCUCUCCUGAUGGAAAUACAUUAGCUUCUGGUAGUGAUGAUAAGUCUAUCCGUCUAUGGGAUGUCAAAACAGGAUAAUAAAAAGCCAAAUUAGAUGGUCAUACUCAUAAUGUCUACUCAGUCUGUUUCUCUCCUGAUGGAAAUACAUUAGCUUCUGGUAGUGAUGAUAAGUCUAUCCGUCUAUGGGAUGUCAAAACAGGAUAAUAAAAAGCCAAAUUAGAUGGUCAUACUCAUAAUGUCUACUCAGUCUGUUUCUCUCCUGAUGGAAAUACAUUAGCUUCUGGUAGUUAUCAAGAAAUUCGUCUAUGGGAUGUCAAAACAGGAUAAUAAAAAGCCAAAUUAGAUGGUCAUACUAGUUAUGUCUAGUCAGUCUGUUUCUCUCCUGAUGGAAAUACAUUAGCUUCUGGUAGUGUAUGAUAACUCUAUCCGUCUAUGGGAUGUCAAAACAGGAUAAUAAAAAGCUAUAUCAGAUGGUCAUAGUGAUUCUAUUAGACCUGUCUGUUUCUCUCUUGAUGGAAGUACGUUAGCUUUUUCUAAUCAUGAUAACUCCAUCAGUUUAUGGGAUGUUAAAACAGUAUUAAUGAUAUUAGAUUAGUCCGCUUCUCUCUUGAUGGAAAUACAUUAGCUUCUAAAAGUGGAGAUGGCUCUAUCCGUUUAUGGGCUGUCUAAACAGGAUAAGAAAUUAAAGACUUAAAUAAUCGAUAUAACGAAAUAUUGGAAAAUUGCACGAUUUAGUUGUUAUAAAACAACCCUUUUACAGGUAUUUAGUAUUUAUAUUUUUUAGUUAACACUAUUAUUCCUAUUCUCUGUAUAUCCUAAACACCAAUCUUUUAAGCUAAAGAAGCUCUUGUCCUAAAUGGAGAGUUUAUUAAUUAGUAAGGCUACGAUUUAAGAUCGUUAUUAAAAUCAAGAGGAUGUUUCUCUCCUGAUGGAAAUACAUUAGCUUCUGGUAGUGUAGAUAAGUCUAUCCGUCUAUGGGAUGUCAAAACAGGAUAAUAAAAAGCCAAAUUAGAUGGUCAUAGUGAUGAAGUUAUGUCAGUCUGUUUCUCUCCUGAUGGAAAUACAUUAGCUUCUGAUAGUGUAGAUAAGUCUAUCCGUCUAUGGGAUGUAAAGACAGGUUAAGAAAUUAAAUCCUCUGAUAAAAACUACAAAGAUAUUCUUGCAUAAUUAAAAAUUCCACUUUAGAAUAGUUCAUUAUUAGCAAAUGGUAUUUGUUAUUUAUUAUUAUUUAGUUAAUCCUGAUCGUACAAUACUUAGAAUUUGUUAGAAUCCUUUAUUAGAAGCAAGAGGUACACUUUUAUUGUAAGGAGAAUUUAUAAAUCAUUAAAGAAAAGAUUUAAAACCUUUAUUCAAAUCAAAAGGAAGUUGCUUUUUGGAAGACCUUAAGUAAAAGUGA
Messenger RNA from Paramecium pentaurelia, 2593 nucleotides. Lineage: Eukaryota; Ciliophora; Oligohymenophorea; Peniculida; Parameciidae. The record is from the annotation of a GenBank genome assembly.